AUGCUAUCGCUCAGAAGAUCAUUACAAACGAUAGCUCCAAGGCUGGCUUUACAACAGCAUCGACAGCUGUCGUCGUCUAUUCCAAGAUCCAACUUGUUUGAUUUCUUCCGUAGGGCGGGUGUGAAGGAUGAGUCCAAGCCUGUGCCUAAACAGACCAAGACGAAAGAUGUAAUGAAGGAACUUGAAUCUGGAGAAUCAGAAGUAGUCAGCGAUAAAAGAGUAAAAUUAAGAGUUCUUGGUGCUCCACCUAAAGACGAGUCAUGGGAACAGGAAAGAAACCAAUUUGAGGUUAAUGCCUGGCCCUUAAAAGCGACAGCUCCUGAGCUUCAAGAGACCCAAGUUACCGAAGCCCUUCAAAACGCAUACAACAAGCAUUUCACCAGUAGUAAUGACACAUCUGCAUCAUAUCUCGACCAAAGUCUAGACGACUUGAACCUUCGAUUCAGUUAUACUAAGGAAGUGUCACGGGAGCUCUCAGUCAUUAUCCCUGAUGCUGUUUUAUCUAAAGUCCAGACUAUUGGAGAUGUGUAUGAAUAUCUGACCACAAAAGUUGCUGGCCGCCGCUAUGAUGAAAACCAGCCAGAAGCUAUUUACCUGGAUCCUAAAGAAUUUGAAGGAUUAAACAUCACUAUACGGGAUGCUAUUUCUGAAAAGAGAAACAAGAAGUUGCGCUUCAAGGAAGCCCUUGCAGGUGCUAGAAAUGCCGAGAAGGCAAGACAAGAAGAGCUUUUGCAAAAGGCACUCAACUCAUAA
Messenger RNA from Sugiyamaella lignohabitans, 753 nucleotides. RefSeq lists its product as uncharacterized. Gene Ontology annotation, cellular component: mitochondrion. The transcript has a single exon. NCBI's taxonomy places the organism in Eukaryota, Fungi, Ascomycota, Dipodascomycetes, Dipodascales, Trichomonascaceae. Bases 1 to 753 code for a protein of 250 amino acids. The record is from RefSeq and is a predicted model, not a curated record.